Messenger RNA from Pseudozyma hubeiensis SY62, 915 nucleotides. RefSeq lists its product as hypothetical. The transcript has a single exon. Gene Ontology annotation, biological process: mitochondrial L-ornithine transmembrane transport. NCBI's taxonomy places the organism in Eukaryota, Fungi, Basidiomycota, Ustilaginomycetes, Ustilaginales, Ustilaginaceae. The coding region runs from base 1 to 915 and encodes 304 amino acids. Gene Ontology annotation, molecular function: L-ornithine transmembrane transporter activity. The record is from RefSeq and is a predicted model, not a curated record.
AUGGCGGAGCUCUCUUCGCUCCCCAAAGUACCGCUCCUGUCGCAAGGUCAGCAAGAUGUGCUUUCCGGUACCAUCGGCGGUAUCGCCCAGGUGCUCGUCGGUCAACCACUGGACAUCCUCAAAGUGCGUCUCCAGACCUCACCCCCGGGCACCUACACCGGUAUGCUCGACUGCGCCACCCGCAUCGUCCGCAACGAAGGACCGCUCGCCUUCUACAAGGGCACGCUCACUCCACUCCUCGGUGUCGGUGCCUGCGUUUCCAUCCAGUUCGGCGUAGUCGAAGCGCUCAAACGACAGUUCUCCUCGUCCAACGUGCGCUCGAAUCGAUCCGCCGACCUGAGCUACGGGCAAUUCUACCUCGCAGGAGGGAUCGCAGGUUUGGCGAAUAGCGUCGUUGCCGGGCCCGUCGAGCACAUCCGUAUCCGACUCCAGACCCAACCCUCACCACCGCUUUACCGAGGUCCGAUCGACGUCGUCCGUUCGAUCACCACUACUGCUGGACCACUCUCGAUCUUCCGCGGACAACUGCCUACCUUUGCGCGCGAGUUUCACGGCAUGGGAAUGUACUUUCUCACAUACGAAGCCCUCGUCUCGCACAAACUGUCUUCGUCCAACAUCUCGAGGAACGAACUGCCAGCGACGUACGCCAUGUUCUCCGGCGCAAUGGCAGGUUACGCCCUCUGGCUCACAGCCUACCCGGCGGACAUCAUCAAGAGCAAGCUCCAAACCGACGCACUCGAUCCCUCACAGAGAAGGUACAAGGGUGCGCUGGAUUGCAUCCGUCAAACCUUUAGGCAAGACGGUGUCAAGGGAUUCUUCCGAGGUCUACUACCGACCUUGGUCAGAAGCCCGUUCGCCAACGCCGCUACAUUUGUCGCUUUCGAAUGGGCAAGCAGGAACUUGAAGGAUUUGUAA